Molecule: messenger RNA, 2997 nt
Organism: Cordyceps fumosorosea ARSEF 2679
Lineage: Eukaryota; Fungi; Ascomycota; Sordariomycetes; Hypocreales; Cordycipitaceae
Product: quinone oxidoreductase
Exons: 7
Coding region: 1-2997 (998 amino acids)
Biological process (GO): cellular response to oxidative stress
Cellular component (GO): cytoplasm
Molecular function (GO): toxin activity; quinone reductase (NADPH) activity
Source: RefSeq, a predicted model, not a curated record
AUGCGUUGGACUAAUCUGUUUGUUCUAGCUGAGGUCUUCGGGCUAGCUUGCCUUUGUUCUGGACAUGCCACUGCUCUGGCAAAAGAAACUGCUCUUGUCCAGAGACAAACCCCUUCCGAGAAUCGGCCAUUCGUCUUCCGCGGUGAUAACAGAUCUCCCAGAGAGAUUCGGGACGCUGGUGGAUUUCGGCCUCAAGGUGACGGCUGGGAGCAUGAUGAAUCAUCUUACAUCCUCGACCACCAUUACCACGCUGGCCCGCAAGGAUGUGGCGAAGACGGCGGUGUCUUUCGGACAGCAUAUGUAUCGCUAGCGCAGGAAAGGGAGACAGCCGAACGAUACGGCCGGUGGCUUUACGAAGUUCGCGCUACACCAAACAUUCUGGACUCCGAGGGACGCUAUCCCGAAACUGAAGUCAUGGCCCUAGGAGGAAUCCACUGGAGACAAGUUCGAAGAUACGUCUUGAUGCCGGCAGAUCCCGAGGAGCUCAUUGAUGAAGGAAGUUGGAUCGAGAAUCCAGAAUACGAUAGGGCAACAUAUGAUGAGGGUCCGGACGCUUUUCGAGCUCGCGUCAAUGUAGACUUUCCGUAUGGUCUAAGGGAUGGCGAACUUGACAGCGACUCUGAUGAUUCUGAAGAUGAGGGCGACGGCCCUCAACGUCCGCUGUUUGCGGUUGUGGAUAGAUUCAUGGACAGCACGCCCGGCAUGUACGAGCUCUAUGGUGGAUUUCCGCCUACCUUCCAGCAAUAUGCCCCAAGAGACGACAUACCCGGGUCUGGCCAGACACAGCCUGCACAAGAACCGCAGGUAUCGUACGAUGAAGCCGCUGCAAUGUUGAAUCACUAUAUAAACUCCUUGCCUAGCGUCGACCAGGCCUUGCAGGACCUGCUCCGAGAUAUUGACCGCGCUGCAUGUCCCUCCUUCAUCGCACCAGGCUCAUUUUUCGGGAGACAUCGUCGCGCAGCUAUUGUAGAAGCUCACUCAGCUGCCCCCUCGGUUGAUAUUCAAAACUCCGAGCAGUGCGUGCUUGGUUCCCUCAGGGCAGAGGUCCGACUGCAUAACUGGGACUGGGCCGGAAGCUCCGACCGCUUGUUUUUGGAAAUCGGAAAGAACAGCAAAUAUGACGGCCAGCAGCCGCACUACAAGCUCAAAGAUUCGCCUAGUGCCGGAGAUACAAUGCCCUUCACCAUUGAUAUUGCCGAUGCCUUUGGGACGAAUUUGGUAACACUGGACAAGAUCCAAUAUGUCAGAUUGGUUAGCCGGACGGAUAACGGAGGUGUAGGCUCAAACGAGCUCGCCCUAAAAGGGUUCACGGCUGAGGACUGGUCUUGGGGGCGCGAUUGCGAUAAAUUCAAGAGCAUUGACUUUGAAUGGCACCUGAGCAGUGCCUUGUCGGCCGGAACAUCGGACGACCUGAUCAUUACCAAAGAGCGAAACCACCCUAUUAACCAGGAGCCUGCUUCUGGUCUGAUCUUCACGCAUCGCCCUAAGCUUGGUACAUCGGGCAAGGCGGGUCUCAACCUGACUGCCUUGUAUGGUACGGAGACUGUCCCUAUUGGCAAGGUUAAUUACCUUCAAAUCAUGUCAUAUGAGGGAAUCUCUCAUGAAUCAGAAGACCAGUGGAAGUGGGGAGGCGCCAAAUUUACCGCGAUCUGCGCAGAAUCAGGCAAAAAGGCCAUCUUGAACAAAUUCGAAAGCGACUACUAUUGGCACUAUCGCACUUACCCUGUCGAAAUGCCCAUUAAGGUUCAUGAUUGGAAAUGGGAGGAUGAAAACCUGCAAGGGAAUCAUCCUUUUCCGAGAGACGCGCCCAAGUGUCUACAUCAUCCCCCUCACCCCAAAUCUGGAGCUUCCCUUGCUACCCCACCAACGCCUCCCAUACAUUACAAACAAGCACGACAUCUGCUUCAGCCUCGCGCGGUUCACACCUCUUCCCUCCUCCAAACCAAAACCCAAACCUCCCCUAAUCUACGCCGCUUCUUCCACUCCCAAGCCCCCAAGAUGGCUCCCAUCCCCGCGACCAUGAAGGCCAUCUCCAUCACCAAGAACGGCGGCCCGGAGGUCCUCGAGUACACCGACGUCCCCGUCCCCGUUCCGCAGCCCGACGAGAUCCUCGUCCGCAACCACGUCGCCGGCGUCAACUUCAUCGACACCUACUUCCGCUCCGGCCAGUACCCUUCCCCCACCUUCCCGCGCAUCCUCGGACAGGACGCCGCCGGCGAGGUCGUCGCCGUCGGCCCCGCCGCCGCCGUCCCGCACAUCCCCGGCAGCACCGUCGUCUUCAUGAACGGCACCGGCACCUACGCCGAGUACUCGACCGUCAAGGCCUCCGCCGCCGUCGCCCUGCCCGAGGGCGUCGCCCGCGAGGACGCCGUCGCCGCCUACCUCCAGGGCCUGACCGCGUGGACCUUUAUCCGCCGCGCGGGGCUCACCCAGCCGGGCGAGUGGGCGUUCGUGCACGCCGCGGCCGGCGGCGUCGGUUCGCUGCUCGUGCAGCUGCUCAAGCGCGUCGUCGGCGCGCGCGUCAUCGCCACGGCCAGCUCCCCGGAGAAGCGCAAGAUUGUGGAGGGGCUCGGCGCGGACUACGCGCUCGACUCCAACGAGGACUGGGUGGCGCGUGUCCAGGAGAUCACCGGCGGGCACGGCGUCGACAGCAUCUACGACGGCGUCGGCAAGGCCACCUUCCACAAGGACCUGGAGAUGAUUGCCGUGGGUGGCAGCCUCGUGAUGCUGGGCAAUGCUUCCGGCAACGUUGAGCCCUUCGAUAUCCGGCCGACCCUCGGCCCAAAGAACGUCCGACUCUCUCGUCCCAUCCUUUUUGGCUACCUCACGGAGCGGGAAGCGCUGGAAAAGUACGCCGGCGAGUUGUUCGAGUUCAUUCGCUCUGGCAAGGUCAAGGUACUUCACCAUGCUACUUACGACCUCAAGGACACAGCCAAGGCGCACGCAGACAUUGAGAGCCGAAAGACGACCGGCAAGUUGCUUAUCAAAAUUAACUAA